Molecule: messenger RNA, 4344 nt
Organism: Schistosoma bovis
Lineage: Eukaryota; Metazoa; Platyhelminthes; Trematoda; Strigeidida; Schistosomatidae
Source: the annotation of a GenBank genome assembly
UUUAUUUUGGGGAUUUAUUUACCGUUACAAUACUAUGAAAAAAGAUUAGCAUAGUCUGUCCUGUCAUUCUUUCGAGAGAGAUACAAACCAGGAGUUAUCAGGGUUAGUCAUAUGGAUGCCUAAAAGCCAAGAAAAAAAUUAGAUUAACAGAUUUAGCUGUAACUUUGAUAUUAGUUUUCAGACAUGUUCAUUUUGCAUCGUCAAAAUACCACUUCUACGGUCAAUUUGUUCAUGGAAUUCACUGGUAUUUUCUUACUGUUCUGUCUCCAGUUAUAAAUCCUAUGUAUUUUUGACUUCCUUGAGUUAUGUUUACGAAAUUUAAAAAUUUGUACUUCUUCGAUGCAAUAAAAAUAAAGUCUGUUAAACACAGUCAUCCAAAAUUUGAAGCUAAACCCUGUGAACUUGGUGCCAACUACUGCAUAUUGUUGUUUUAUGUGCAUCAUGCCCACGCUUUAUAUACCUUUUGAUGCUGGCUUGUGUGUGUCUGGUCUCAUCAUUUUAUUAGCUGACGUUCAGUCAUAAAUAAAGCAGAAGUUACGAGGACACCGUUAUGAAGUAGGAUCUAUUUUUAUGAUGACUGGUGACUAAUUGAUUGAUCUUUCGUUUACUAUAAAAUGUAUUAAUACCAGCGUAAGAAAACUUGUUGCAUGAAGUCGAAUAUAAACAAACCGUUCAGUGAUUUUCACUGACGACAAACUACUGACAAAUAAAUAUAAUACAUGAAAAAGCUCACUAUAAUAUUUUGAAUACGUGGAGUCACGAUUUAGAGAGAUUCAUUAGUUUGCGUUUAAAUAAAUAAAAAGUUCCAUAACAAUAGGCCUGAACUCUAUUAGUAUCCUGAAUCGCAAUGAACAGCUAAAACAAAUCAACCUUUACGUUAAUGCAACUCAAUUACCAGGUGUACGUGUGUGCAUUAGGUCAUAAGGUGCAUUUUAUUUCUAAGUGCUAGUGAUGCUCCUUGAUUGAGUGGACAUAAUAGGUGAAAUAGAGUUGGAAUAUGUGACUUGUGGUUAAAAUUGGAAUGUUUCAAACAAUAACCUGCUAAUCCAUAUUUCAUUGUUUGAUGGUUUACUAAGAUUGCUGCCGUCCUAAUAAAAUAGUGAACUCCCUCAAUAAGGUGACAGAUUUGUUUAACUUUGAUAAAUUACGGUCGUCACUGAUAUAAAGUCACUUGUUUUUUUUUACAGUAAAUGGUCUUUUUUUAUGUAACCUGCACUCCUUGUGAAUAAUUCUUCAGCGUAGACCAUUUUGCCAAUCCUCUGUGAUUAUUUUCACAAAGUUAAACUUUGAAGGCUAGUCGACACAUAUACUCACCAAUUUUGCACUGUGAUUGGUUUUUCAAAUACUCCAACAAGAUCAAGACUGGAUCUUUAAAGCUUUAUCUGACGUACACUUCACAGAUGUGUCUCUUCUGCCAAACGUUUGUUUCAAUGUAUGCGUAUCCCAUAUCUUUAAACGUGCCUAUAUUUGUUUUGUGUUUGAAAUUUACUGGUAUAACAAGUAUUUUUCCUUGUUAGAUAAGACUAUUUAGCGCAGUUCCUCUCUAAUGAAUGCCGAAAAUGUCUUCUGUGACAAAAUAUCGUUCAAAAUCUUUCCCGGACUUGUCUGCUUUGGGAGAUUAACCAGUGAUCAUCACGUGCUUGCGUUUGUUACUUCCUCAGAUAAAGUUUACAUUUAUAAUCCGAAAUUUUAUCAUUCUUCUGAAGGUACCACUAAAAUCUUAUCCCAAGAUUUUAUUAAAUGUAGUAAUAUUCAUUCAAUAUGUGCAAUUCAUACAGGCAAAUUUGAGCAUAUUUCAAAUCAAAAUGAUCUAUUAAUAAUUGGAUCGAAAUAUGGUAUUCUAAUCUAUGAUUCAAUAAAUAAUGUGGAUAUAUUUUGGAAAGAAUUAAAAAAUAAUGGUGUAAACACAAUUUUUUACAAACAUUUCGAUGAACAGUAUAAAUAUUAUAAAGAUACUGAUAUUAUAUUUAUUGGGGGUCAUUGUUCAUUGAUUGGAUUGAAUUAUUCAGCCAAAGAAUUAUUUUGGACUGUAACUAGUGAUAGAAUAUCUGCAAUAACUUGUUUAUCUUAUGAGAACGAUGAAGAAUAUCUCAAUGAUAUUGUUGUUGGCUCUGAAGAUUAUACAAUACGUAUAUUUCGUAAUGAAUUAAUUAUUCAUGAAAUAUCAGAAACAGAUGCAGUAAUAAAACUUAUUUCACUUGGUGGUGAGUAUUUUGGUUAUGGUUUGCGAAAUGGUACUAUCGGUGUAUAUAAUAGAGUGAAUCGUGUAUGGCGUAUUAAAUCAAAAAACAAACCUAUCUGCUUUGUCAGUCAUGAUAUAAAUUAUGAUGGAUAUCCAGAACUAAUUUGUGGUUGGAACAAUGGAAAAGUAGAUGCUCGUUUGCGUUCUAAUGGAGUAAUUGUAUUUAAAAUUCAACUAGAUGAUUGUGUCGCUGGUAUGACAGUGGGUGAUUACUAUGGUUUUACCAAUAUAUUGCUUGUUUGUACCACUGAAGGUGACAUACGCUGUUAUUCUGUAAGCCACUCAAAGAAUUACUUGAAUUCAGAAUCAUCUGAAGAUACUUUACGUCAUUUAAUCACUAAAAGACAGAAUUUAUUAUUGGAGAUUCAAAGUAUUGAUCAAAAUAGCAAUUUAUCCCAAUGGAGUAAAACUGAAAUUCGUCAUGGAAACCUUAAUAUCAUUAAAGCUAAUACAGAAUUACAGACUAAACUGGAAGUUUCUCCUGAUAAACCAUGUGUUAAUUUGACAAUUCAAACAAAUGAUGGUACACUCUUAAGAUGUGUUGUAUUAUUUGCUGAAGGUAUUUUCAAAGACGAAAGUCAUGUUUUACAUCCUCCAGAGAACGUUUCUUAUACUUCCACAUUUUCAAUCGAAUUAUAUCCAGCAAGAGAUAUAGCAACUGAUGUAUUCAUCAAAGCAUAUGCAAUACCGAUAAACAAAUGUUCAGAUCAAAACUCCUACUACUUGUUGGCUAGCACGCAACUGUUGCCGCAGUUUUGCCUCUAUCGAUUACUCAGUCAAAAUCCCAAAUUAGACUUUCAUGCUGAUUUAGAUAGUUUGCGAUCAGGAGUCUUCUUUAUAGUGCAUGAACGACCUCAGAGGCUUGCUAUUUGGUUAAAUCAAAAUUUUAUUCUGGGAUCAGAAAUUAUUGUCAAUGAACAAUCUUCAUUAUUUGUUGUAUUUGAAGAAUUACGCUCAGCUAAUAGAUGGAUUUCAACAAUAAAUAAAAAUUUGAAGGAAAUAUUAAAUAAUUUCAUUGUUCAACAACAGAAUUCAAAACGUUUAUUAUACAUAACUAUGACAAAUAAAGGUGAAAUUACAAUAAAAACUGAAAAUUUAGAAUUAGCUGCAAACUUAGUUCAAUCAAUCAGUCGACAUUUCAAUAUAACAGAACUUUCAAGCACAUGUGAUUUUCCAGAACUAUUUAAUACAUUAGAAGAACUAAUUGAAAUGUCUAAUGCUUAUUCUUUAACUCAACAACAAAUUUUGAUGGAUAUGACAAUUAAAUCAGAUGAUAUCAAAAGAUUAGUUGUCAAAGCAGAAGACUAUCGAUUAGCCGGUAAUUGGAAAUCUUUGAAAAAAACAAUCCAGUUAUUGUCAAUCGCAAAUCAUGACCUUAUGUCGAAUUAUUAUUCACGGACUACUAAUUAUGAAGUUUCAAUGGAUUGCUUGAAAUAUAUUAACCAAAUCAUUGAACAUGUUAGUUCAUUAAGAGUUGGAAAGUUUAAAACAAAUGUAAUAACCAUGUGUCAUAACGCAUUGAAAGAAAACAAUAUUGGAGCAUUGAAGAAAAUUUUUCGAACUGGUUCGAACUAAAAUUUUAAUUCUUCAUUGACAUGUGUACAGUGUGAAUCGUUCGUUUAAAUAAUAAAGUUCAUUGUCUUCUGCUUUCAUCGUUCACAUAAGAAUGAAAGUGUUCAAAUCUCAACAGAAUUUCAUUGAUAUUGACCUUUAUAAACUAACUGAAGAUGAUGGUAUAGAUUAGAGGAAGGGUCGCCUUAACCUAUUAAAAUCUAUCUGUGUUGAAAUUUUCAGUUUUUGUUGCAAUCGAAUAUUGUUAUAUAUAUCAGACAAACAUUCGUAAGAUCAUCACGCGUCUCAUUCUAUUUGAGACUGUAGAUAUCACUUCUCAUGAAAAUCAAGCAUGAACCUAGUACUCUUCUCUCCAAAUAUCAAAUCGUUAUCGUACGAGGAUCUUAUGCAUCUCAUCAUAGACAAAUCAAAUUUGGUCUUGACUAUUAUCAACCAAAAAACAAAUUUUCACAAACAAUGAUAGUCAAAGGUUCACAUUCUGUAAAUACGAUGGACAAUGUGUGAAUAAUUCGUUUAGUAUCGUUUAAAAC